Molecule: messenger RNA, 3161 nt
Organism: Ochlerotatus camptorhynchus
Lineage: Eukaryota; Metazoa; Arthropoda; Insecta; Diptera; Culicidae
Gene: cue
Product: Protein cueball
Exons: 4
Coding region: 286-2283 (665 amino acids)
Biological process (GO): canonical Wnt signaling pathway
Molecular function (GO): Wnt-protein binding; Wnt receptor activity
Source: RefSeq, a predicted model, not a curated record
AAUCCAAGUUAGUCGAUACCCGAGUGCCGAACAAAACUGAUGUGUCUCAUGUGAACCUAUUGCAGUUUCGACUCGUCCGGUUGUACUUAACCGACUGCCAAUUUCCUUCCUGUCUGUCUAGCACCAAUCGAACAGUGGCAUUAGUGUCCUUAAUUUGGCAUCUAAGUGAUUGUUGCUUUUAGCAUUGGUGAUAAAAGUGAAACAUUUGGAAGCAGGAAUCGCCAAACGGGUGUCUUGUGCGUACAUCCUGAUAUCAUCGAGCGAGUAUUCUAGUGCAGUGAUAAGAUGAGAAAUCUACGAGUUCCAGUUGCUUUUGCAAUUCUACUUUUAAUUGGUUAUGUCACAGCUCUCGAAUGGGAUGCCGUUAUCACCACUGACAGUGGCAUUUUGUUUUUUGAUAAAAAAUGGACCCAAAUUUCUUCUGGAGGACACCAGUUUCAUCACAUUUCAGCCUUCGCAUACGAUGAGGUGAAACGAAAAAUAUACUUCAGCGAUCUAAAAGAUCCGAAUUUUAGAAUAUUUUCGAUGGAUACAAAUCCCGAGGAGGAGUACCACAAGAUAGCAAAGCUACUACCAAAAUCGGACCAAACUGGCUAUAUAACGGGGCUGGCGUUCGAUCACCUCGAACGGAAGCUAUACUGGACCGAGAAAGGGACACAUUCAGUUUACUCAGUCGAAGUUGAUAAGCUGGGAUCUAGUACAAACGCAACCGACGGCCUUAUCAACUUGGUAGCACAGGUCGAAGAAAAUCACGACCUGGCAGCCUUGACAAUCGACGAAUGCCGUAGGCACCUUUACUGGACUAACAGCUACCUUCAAUCAUCUAAUAUCGUUCGCGCAGCGAUGAACGGCACAGUGCUUGAUUCUCAUAAGGAGGCCGUCUACGAGCCGAGGGGCAUUUCGGUCGACCAUUACAGUAAUCGCAUCUACUGGGUAGAGAAAAAGUACGGUCGAGCAUUUUCUGUCGAGAGCGCUAAUCUAGAAGUACAAGACAAACAAACAUUUCUCAGGGGUGACGAUAAAACUCCAACGCACGUGUCACUUAACAGUCAAUAUGUCUACUGGAUAGACCAAGAAGAUGGUGAAGUUCAUGAAACUUUGAAAUCCGACUCGAAAGUGACACGAGUCGUUUACAAAGGUAAUCGUCCAUCAGCAGUCAUAAUCCGUUCAAGCCUUCUGAUGGAAUAUCAGAAAAAUAAUCCAAGCUGUAAAACUGUUAUUUCCAAGAUCAUAGACAACGUGAGAAUUGAAUCCAGUGGAGAACUGUCGCAGGAAGACAAAGCUGUAGAAUCUAAACCCGAAAUGAUCAUCUGCUUAAACAAAGGCAUCCUCAACCACAACACCAAUAGCUGUAUCUGUUUACCCGAAUAUCAGGGUACAUUCUGUGAAAUUCCUAUUUGCAACAAUUUCUGCGUUCACGGUGAAUGUGUGGUGGGUGUUGAUAGCCGACCUAUGUGCAAGUGCCAUGCCGAAUUCGAUGGAGAGCGAUGUGAUCGCAACAAAUGUGAUGGCUACUGUUUAAAUAAUGGACGAUGUACGCUUGGCGCUUCCGGUGACAGGUCUUGUACUUGUUCAAAGAACUUUAGCGGUGCUCGAUGCGAGACCGCAAUCUGUACGUCAGACUAUUGCUAUAAUGGAGAGUGUUUUGUGGAGAAUGAGGUACCAAAGUGCAAAUGCAACGUUGGCUACCGAGGAGACCGGUGUGCGGAAUACACAUGCAACAAUUACUGCCUCAAUGACGGUAAAUGCGUUCUCAAUAAUGACACGAUGCUGGUGGAGUGCCGGUGCAGCUCAGAAUAUACCGGGAAGCGAUGCGAGAUUCCGAAGCGAUUCUGUUCGCUCGACAACGGCAAUCCAGAGUUACAGCAGUAUUGUGAGGGAGUCCUCGUUGCAAAGCACCUCGUAGAACCACAGGUUACGUACUGUAAGAAUUCCUUCAAUCGCACUGUCGUAUACGUGUCACUGGCCUUCACCGCAUCGUUGGCCAUUCUAGUGGCAAUUCUGUGCACAGUUCGCCGUAUUUACGAGCGGAACCGACCACGCAUUACCAAACGAUUCAAAGUGACGAACAACACGCAGAUGACUUCUCGACCUGCAACGCAGUGUGAGAUUACGAUAGAAAACUGUUGCAACAUGAACGUUUGUGAAACGCCAUGUUUUGACACUAAAAUGCUGCAGAAAUCGUCAUCAAAGACGGAAGAUAAACAAUUCCUCCUGGACGAUAUCGAGAGCAUAGCGGGUUCGUAUCGUAAGCUUCCGAGUUGCGUUGCCGACAAAAACUAGCCUUUUUCAUCGCGUGAGACUGAAACUGCCACCACCACGUGGUCAACACUCCUCUCUAGAGCGGCAGCUGUAAAAGUGCGAUUAAAAGAAUGUGUAAAUAAUUCGUAGGUACAAUGGUGACGAACCAUUGACAAAACUGAAAUCUCUCCAAUAGCAAUAUGUCCUAGCUAGUUGUGAACUAAAUUAUGUGAUUAGUUUUAUGAUAAAUUAGAUAGUAUCGCUGCUUGAGAGCGCACCUAGCUGAAAUAUUAGUCCGUUUGGUUAUCGUUUUCGUCUAGAGGUGUUUUGUACGCGUUUUUGAAAUUGUAUAUUUUAAUGAGUUUUGUGUCUAUUUGUAGUCAAAUUAAGCAGCUAUGUAUAUUUUAAAGUGUUUUCAAAAAGUUUUCGAAAUUCGUAAAGGUAUACACAUUUUGUUGCAACCAGAACACUUUUUUAGACACGAUAGAGUGUCAAACCGAGAAUCAGAUGCUAGCAGGUACCGUGAUGUAACGAAAACAGACCGUACACAAAUGCAGCCAUACCACAUAAAAUCAAAUUUUGCCCAGACGUUACCGAUUUCAAGUUUAAAUUAACCGAAAGAUGUUUUGCCUCAGCAGCCAUCAACACCAAAUCAUCAGCAAUGUAAGUGUAACAAUUAUAAAUCUACACGAAAAGUUUCACUUGCUGUUAGUAGAGAGCUUAAGUGCAUAGCAGGUGUUAGUUUCAGUUUAUCUGAUAGUUCCUUUAGUUUGUUAGUGUUUUGUUAAUUUGUCUAGUUGCCAAUCAGAUGCCGCAUUAGCUGUGCUCGAUACGAUAAAUAUCAAAUUGAUAUUACUUCAGCCAAUCAAGAUCCAGAUUGUGAUUAAACAUUAAUUCAGCAGUCCAAUAAAAACCUGAUU